AUGAAACCACUUUGAAUGAGCGCGUUAUCGCGGUCAUCGCACGAUACCGGUUUUAAACUAAUUUGUACCUACAUCUUUUAUUGCAGUGAUUUCUUAGUUAGAGUACGCGCACAAGUAAUGGCCAGAGAUGAAAGUACUGAAGGUUGGUUACCACUGCAAGGCGGUGGUCUGGCAAACGUUUCGAUACGGAAACGUGCACGACUGCCACCGGACGGUGGCGGUCACGAAUACAUCAUCUAUGGACAAAGAAUAUCUGACCAAACAGUUAUACUAAGUUGUGUUAUUAAUAGAGAUUUGCAGUACUUCAAAGUGAUGCCCACGUUCCAUCAUUGGCGGGCGGGCAAGCAGCGGAAUGGGCUCACCUUCCAAACUGCGGCCGAUGCGAGAGCUUUCGACAAGGGAAUCAUUCGUGCCUACGAUGACCUUAUUGAUGGUAUGGAUGAUUACACGACGCACAACAAAUACCACGAUGUCGAUAAAGUUGGCGAAGACGACGUGUUUAUGACAUUGGAUCUACCAGUGGAACCUUCUGAAUCGCGGUCGAAUUCCGAAGGCAGUGGAAGUCACCAAAGCGUCGAUAAACAAUCACAGCAGCAGCAAUCGAGUAUUCAAUACAUAUCGAGCGAUAAACCGUCACCUCUGAUAAAGCCUGGUGAUGAAAAAGUUACUCCACUAGUACCUGGCGACAACUAUUCGUACGUUCAGAUUACUGACGUGCACGAAUACAACUACCCGGUUGUCGACGAACCUGGCUCGCUGAUCGGAGGCCGGCGGGACUCAACAUCUAGUCUGAAGAAGCGCAACGCCCUCGACGCGCCGCCCAUGAAGGAAACCACGCUCAUCAAGACUCGAUUACGCUGCAGAUAUUGCCAAGAAUUCUACAAUGACGACCGCAACUACAAAGGCUCGUGCGAUUACGCGCCAGACUGCUUCAGGACCACCAUCGAGAACAUGUCCGGAAUGUUGUGCGCACAGUGCAUGCUGUACCACUGUAUGAAGGACUCGGAAGGGGAGACGGCUCCCCAUCCGUGCUCGUGUUCGGCGGAAACAGGAUGCACCAAACGGUGGAUUGGUUUGGCGUUGCUGUCGCUUCUGGUGCCAUGUCUCUGGUGCUAUCCACCGCUUAGGGCGUGCCACUGGAUGUGCGUCUCGUGUCGGCUGUGCGGGGGGAAACAUAAACCACAAAUUUGACAUCCGAUCAAAAUCAUCAACCUGACAAGUAUUAAUCGGCUUGACUGAUAGUCAUUGAGCAUCUCUCAACACCCGUUUUGAAUAGCAAAAAAAACUAGGAAACAAGGGAAAUUGUGCGGCAUGCACGCACGUACGUACAACAUUACUAACGAAAGAAAUUUAAUAAUGGCAUCAUGCAAAAUUCAGAUAAAUGGGAAAACGCAGCCAAAGCGAUAGAAAAGUAGAGCAAAACUGGAAGAAUCUAAAGAAUAAAAACAACUAGCCUGAAACUAAAUGCAUGCAGCUCCCGGUACAUAACUAAACAAUAAAUAAAACAAGAAAAUGAGAUAUCGCUACAUGUAGAGUGACCAGUAAACAAAUCCAGUAAUAAAAAAAGAAACACACAUACAGAAAACAUUCGUUGAUGUCUAUAAAUCUAUAGCUGAAACCAAAUGAAAGUAAAACCCUAAAAGGAUUUAAAGUAUAACACAAACUAGCGAAAUCAAAUCAAACAGCGCGCCAUAGAAGGAGGGAAAAAGAACAACUUUGAGAGACUCCUGCUCGUAGGCGCUCGUAGAGACGUAUGACGUGGGAAAGGUAAAAUCAAAUCUUUAAUAAUAACACAACAAUCAGUAACGAACGAAAAAUGUGCGCAAAAAUAUGGAAAAAGUAGCAACAACAACAGCAACUAAACAAGGGCAAGAACAACAGCGAUCUACGACAGUACAUAAGCAGCUAAAAGUGUAAUUUCGCAUGUGGUCAAAAAGAAACUGUCGAACAGAUUGGCACAAUCAUAAAAUUUAUGGUUGGCGAUGUGCGGGAGACGAAAAUGGGGGUGUAGUGCUAGAAUGCAAACUGAAUAAUAUAAUCUAUAUUCUUGUUUUGUUACUGUAGCAGACAAAUGAACAAUGUGCGUGCUAUACUAAAACAAGGGAAGCAGUUAUUUUGUUUUUCCAAGUUUUUAAUUUCAUAGUUCUCGAGAGGUAUUAUACUGUUUAGUUCAAAUAACGUUUAGGUAAAAGGGAUACCGUUGUGUAAAUUAUUAUACUUGAUAGAAAAGGGACGCGGGAGAAACUUUUUUGUUUUGUGAACUAGUAGGACAUAGGAAUCGUUGUUUGAGAUUUUACUAUUUUGAGCAGCUUUAUUAGAGGAGUGAUAACCGAAAGGCGAGAAAAUUCUAUCGUUCAACUAUAUAGUUAUAUGACUGUUCAAAUCGUUUCGGAAGUCCGAGCUGGAGAUAAAGCAUUAGUUCAACGUUUAUGAAUUUGUUGAAUAUUUACUAGUUUUAUCCAGUUUUUGGUUUGUGAAUGGUAUGCAGUGGAUGAGAGAAAUUUAAGAAUAAGAAGCAAACUAUAAAUGCUAUAGUUAUGUUUUUAGAUAACUAACAGUGUAUAUUACAACAACAGUACAUAAAACUGAGCGAUUUAAGAAGACGAAUUCUAUGUAAUAAGGUUUACUAGCGUAUGAAUCUAACCAGUGCAGCAAAAAUCAAGUUCAACCAGCUGACUUUCCAAGUUUCCUAUUUGCCGGAUGUUCAGCUGUGCUGGGCGAUUCAGGAUUUUGAUCCGAUCUACUUUGAUAGCACUCUGACCUGUGAAUUGUAUGCUUCUGUAUCAGAAGAAAUCGUUGAUUAACGUAAGGCAUUCUGAACAUUCGUAAAUAUUAACUUCUAAAAAAUUUCUAAUUGGAAGAGGCAUUCCAUGAAUCUCCAACCAUUCUGUGCCAUAUGUAUGCCUUCCUUGAUCAAAUGCUCCACAAUUCUACGGAAACUGCUCGUGCUCUCAAAAUAGAGGCAUUUCAAACUAUCAAAGGAAACUUGGUCACAUAAAGUCACAGUUUCAAACAUCAGUGGAGAAAUAAGUACGGUGUAUUUAAUUUAUCAAUUGUCAUCUGGUCAGAUCCCGAAAGAUCUGAUUUUAUGUUCCAAGGGGCACACAAUCAUGAAGUUUUUAUAAAGGUCCGCGUGACAGUCGCAAUGGGCUCUGCGAUUGUCAAACAUGACCUUUGACAAAUUGUCAUUGUGGACGCAAACGAAAACAAUAGUUUCAAAAUGUUUAACAAAUAAAAAGGCAAAAUAUAUUUCACAUUCAUACACAAAACACUCACAUACAUCUAUGUUUUAGCGUAAAACACAAGUCUUAAUAAGCAUAAGACUAAAAGAAUAAAUCACAAAAUUAAGAAAAUAUUCAAAAACAGAAAUAAUACAUCAAUACGAAAAUGCAAGGUAAACAAGAACCUACUACGAAAACAUUAAUACUUAUGCAUGUAACUUGCAUUGGGGAUACCCUAGGAACGACCCACAAAUCGUACCAGAAAUUCAACCAUGUGAAAGCUUUGAUUUCAUUUUGUCGGGGUCUAAAGAUCUCAACAACCCAUCAGUUCAGACAAAAA
Messenger RNA from Aedes albopictus (Asian tiger mosquito), 3561 nucleotides. RefSeq names its product sprouty-related, EVH1 domain-containing protein 1 (gene Spred). The record is from RefSeq and is a predicted model, not a curated record. Bases 16 to 1191 code for a protein of 391 amino acids. The transcript is spliced from 9 exons. Gene Ontology annotation, molecular function: protein kinase binding. NCBI's taxonomy places the organism in Eukaryota, Metazoa, Arthropoda, Insecta, Diptera, Culicidae. Gene Ontology annotation, cellular component: membrane. Gene Ontology annotation, biological process: negative regulation of MAPK cascade; multicellular organism development.